Pipistrellus kuhlii (Kuhl's pipistrelle) is the source of this 3221-nucleotide messenger RNA. RefSeq names its product leucine rich repeat containing 58 (gene LRRC58). The record is from RefSeq and is a predicted model, not a curated record. The transcript is spliced from 5 exons. NCBI's taxonomy places the organism in Eukaryota, Metazoa, Chordata, Mammalia, Chiroptera, Vespertilionidae. The coding region runs from base 102 to 1205 and encodes 367 amino acids. Gene Ontology annotation, molecular function: protein binding.
GCCCGCCUCUUCCGAAGGAAGCUCUCGUUUCAGGUUCCGGGGCCGCGCAGCUCCGGGGCCUGGGGGUCGCGCGCCCCGCGGCGGGCGGGCCGGCGGGUGGGAUGGAGGAGGCCGGGGCGGCCGUGCCCGCGGCCGGGGAGGCCGAGCUGAACUUGUCUCGCCUCAGCGUGUCCCCGGAGACGCUGGAGUCCGAGCUGGAGUCGCGGGGCGACGAGGAGCGGCGCGGCGCGCGGGAGGCGCUGCUGCGGCUGCUGCUGCCGCACAACCGUCUGGCGUCGCUGCCGCGGGCGCUGGGCGGCGGCUUCCCGCACCUGCAGCUGCUGGACGUGAGCGGCAACGCGCUGACGGCGCUGGGGCCCGAGCUGCUGGCGCUGCGCCGCCUGCGCACGCUGCUCGCCAAGAACAACCGGCUCGGCGGGCCCGGCGCGCUGCCCAAGGGGCUGGCGCGGUCGCCGCUGGCGCGCAGCCUCCAGGUGCUCAACCUCAGCGGCAACUGCUUCCAGGAGCUGCCCGCCCCGGUGCUGGAGCUGCGCGCGCUGCACACCCUCAGCCUCGGGGGCAACCAGCUGCAGACCAUCCCGGCCGAGAUCGAGAACCUGCAGAGUUUAGAAUGUUUAUAUCUUGGAGGAAACUUCAUCAAAGAAAUCCCACCAGAAUUAGCAAAUCUGCCUUCUCUAAAUUACUUAGUAUUAUGUGACAACAGAAUCCAAAGUGUACCUCCUCAGUUUUCACAGUUGCAUUCGCUUCGAUCCCUCAGUCUUCACAAUAACUUGCUGACAUACCUGCCUCGAGAGAUCCUCAGCCUUAUUCAUUUGGAAGAAUUGAGUUUGCGAGGAAAUCCAUUGGUUGUUCGUUUUGUUAGAGAUUUAACCUACAAUCCUCCGACUCUCCUGGAAUUAGCUGCCCGGACUAUUAAAAUUCGAAAUAUUUCCUACACUCCCUGUGAUCUUCCUGGGAAUCUUCUUAGAUACUUGAGUUUAGCCAGCAAUUGCCCAAACCCAAAGUGUGGAGGAGUCUACUUUGACUGCUGUGUCAGACAGAUAAAAUUUGUGGACUUCUGUGGGAAGUACCGCCUCCCCCUGAUGCACUACUUGUGUUCACCAGAAUGCUCUUCGCCUUGCAGUUCUACAUCCCAGAGCGAAUCUGACUCGGAGGACGAAGCUAGUGUUGCCGCACACAGAAUGCAGAAAGUUCUUCUUGGCUGAAGAGUGCAGAGGGGAGUGAAACACUAAAAGACUGAGGAAAGGUUGUUAGAAAAGAAAGUAGACUUUGAGGUUCACUAGGAACAUUAUCUUCAUCUUGAAUGUCCUGUAUCAUCUACCCAUUUAGCAGGAAUGAGUCCAUUUCCAUGUUUGGAUUUUUUAAAUGUAAUUCACUCUGAAUGACCAUUUUAUAUUUGGCUAAUGGUUUGCAAUCUUCACUCAAGUUUUGCAUAACUCCCACAGCAGACUAGAACAUUCUGGAGAGCAGUGCUGUAUUAAACCAUCAGUGGUAACAAUUGAGAUGAAGAAAGAAAUGAUCAAAGCUGUAAUUAUUACCAGAGUUGUUCUUGGGUUUAGGUUGAACACUAUAUAAUAAUAAAAUUACCCCUCUUUCCAUAUAUUGCCCAUAUGUCUAAAUUACAGAGCUAUUCAGAUAAGCUCACAGAUGGUUACAUAGGCCCUAAACCUUCCUGACCCACUAUCUGGUAAAGUAAGGAAUAUAACCUUAUGUGGGAUUUUAAAGCUCUUCCAUUCUGCUCCUUUAUUUUAUAUGAUUAUUACCCUUAGGUAAUCCAGCAAUGACUGUUCCAGUGCCUUAAAUCCUAGCUAGGAUUUGGAAGUUUAUGCAAGUGAUGAUGCCGGAGUGGCCUAUAACCUGUCAUACUAUGCAGAAUGCUGAAAUAUGCUUUAGCAGAACUAGGUAAACAAUUAUAUAUCUGACACCUGAGCUCAUGACCGCUUUACCUUCAUUUUUUGCUUAAACAUGAAGUAAACCCACUUUUACACUUAAUGGGAGGCCACACUCUUGAUCAUUCAGUUUUUGAUUGAAAAAGAUCUGUUAGAUUUCUUUGGACAGAAUAGAGAUUUAUGUAAGCUUCUUUAUAUCUUGCAUAAAGGAGUGGGAAAAUGACUUUAAAAUUUUAACAGUCAGUUAUGACUUUAUUGCCUAUGUGUACUGAACUAUAACUUUCUCUAGAUUUUAAAAAGGCACUAGAAAAACAUCACAACAAACCAAAGAAAAUUUGGGCAGCAGUCAUGUUUGUACACAACAGAACAAUUUUCAAAACCAGUUUAACCAUGGAAUAUUUUAAAAAUAUUUUUUAUAUUGAUAACAAAAUAAGUAUUAGAUAAUCCUUAAAGUAUAGAAGAAAAAUGCUUUUACAGAUUACUUGCUAUUAGAAAUUACCAAAUUUUUAUUAAUCAGCUUAAUAUGCAAUAAAAAUUGAGUAACAGUUCAGUAACAAGUUGGUAUUAUAAAAUAAGAUACACUACACAUACUAGCAAUCUUAGGUCAUUAAUCUAACAUAGCAUGAUGUUUGGAAAUGUUACCUAUACAGUAAUAUGCAGAUCAGAAAUGCAUUGCAAACAGGAGGUGGCCUCCCUCCAUGAAUGGGCACAUCAUUUCUUAAAGUAGAUUUUUUACAGUAAUGAUAUGUAUAUGUAUUAGUUUUUUGUCAUAUGUAGUAUUUUUUUACUUUAGAAGAAAAUAUACUUAGGAUCGUUUAGGGUUUGUCUAUUAUAUGUUAAUUCAUGAAACAACAUGAAAGUUUCAUGACUGCAGUAGUGAAACGCUGCUAUAAAGAAAAUCCCUUCCCCUUGUUAUAAGAUAGUAAGAUUCUUUUUGUCCUUUCGAUUCAGUAACUUUCUAUGUCUAUGGAUGUGAUCUAGUAUAUUUCUACUGCCUAGCAAAGUAUACAUGGCUGAUUACAUCUCACUGUGGAAGUAAUGACAAGUCUUGUUUGCUCCUCCACUUGAACCACAGCAAGUUAUAUACUAUAAACCUAAGAAUAGUGAAGAUGACUUAGGUAGUACCUAAGUGGCAAGCUCAAAAUGUUUUGUAAGUGACUUAGUUUAGAUAUAUAAAAUAUUUUCAUAGAAAAGGAAGAAUGUAUUCAUAGUAACAUACUCAAAUAAAUAGGACCAAAUUUUUCUGGCUUAAAUGCCUCACUUUACUUUCAGAUUCAUUACCAGCUUCACCUAAAUAACAGCUUGAGUAAUCUUCUAAGAGUUAAUCUUUGU